GGGGUUGUGGGCUCAGUUUGAGAGCGCGCUUUAGCUGCUCGUGCCACAAGAGGAGAUUUGCAAAGAUGCGUUAGCGAAAAAACGGCACCAUAUUUCAAUGUCGUUAUUAUUUCCUCUUCUAUUUUUUUCCCACUAAUUUUAAGUUUGUUUCGAAACGAAUGAUGACAUGGACUUUGCAUGACGAGGAAGGCAUUUAAUAUCGGGUGUCAACAGCAUUUUACGCACCGGUUAAACACGGCGGAAGGGAUGCACUUGCUGCUGACACUUUUUGACGAAUGUCAAUUUAGCAUUGGUUAUUUGUUGGGAAACUCUAUUUCAUUGUGAUACGGUGUUUAGUUGCAUGCAUUAGCGUUUAUACAAUCGUUGUCAGUAUUAGUUUGUGGCCGUAAUUAUUUGAACCGCCUGACAAACAUCAACGUCAUUGAUGUAGGACAAGAAGACUGAUUCAUCGGUGCAUUGCUUGAUCCAUUCUUGAAAACAGUGUUCCUUCUGGACAAGAUCUGGGGAUGAGUAGAUGGGUUAUUAGACAACCAUUACCGGGUUUAUGUAGGUCGGCUCGGUCUUCACUUAACGUUGAAUAAUUCGGCUAUACCGCAGUAAAGCCUCAACCAUGUAUGCUGGACGGAAAAGAAGAAAACCGGUGCAAAGAGACAUCGAAGUGAAAGACCAAAAAGAGAAACAGAAAGCUCCAUCUGAAGGGACCAAGUCUAACCCAUCAAAGCGCCACCGGGACCGUCUGAACUCUGAGUUGGACCGUCUGGCCAGUCUACUGCCCUUCCCAGAGGAGGUCACCUCCAGCUUGGAUAAACUCUCUAUCUUACGGCUCAGCGUGAGCUAUCUGAGGACCAAGAACUUCUUCUCAGUUGCCCUGAAGACCCAGGCUUGCAAGGGGUUGAAGGCCAACGGUGGUAACCAUGACAGCAGCGAGACAACAGGAUUGGUGGACGGCUGGAUGCCCGAGGGUGAACUCCUAUUGCAGGCCCUUAAUGGUUUCGUCCUGGUCAUCACUGCAGACGGGGUCAUAUUCUACUCCUCUCACACCAUUCAGGAUUACCUGGGAUUCCACCAAACGGACGUGAUGCACCAGAGUGUGUUUGAUCUGAUCCACACUGAGGACCAGCAGGAGUUUAGGAGGAACCUGCACUGGGCUCUCAACCCCCCGGCCGUGCCCCAGCAGGUGGAGUCACCCCCAGAUGGAAAACCAGUCCCCAGCUCGUCCCUGGUGACCUAUAACCCCGACCAGCUGCCUCCAGAGAACUCCUCCUUCCUGGAAAGGAACUUCGUCUGUCGCUUCCGCUGUCUCCUCGACAACUCUUCUGGCUUCCUGGCCCUGACCCUCCAAGGCCGUCUGAAGUUCCUGCAUGGCCAGAACUGCCGGCUGGAUGACGGCUGUAACGUGCCCCCCCAGCUGGCCCUGUUUGCCAUCGCUACCCCCCUCCAACCUCCAUCCAUCCUGGAGAUUAGGACCAAGAACAUGAUCUUCAGGACCAAACACAAGCUGGACUUCACCCCCAUGUCCUGCGAUGCCAAGGGGAAGAUCGUGCUGGGCUACACCGAGGCUGAGCUCCGGGUUCGAGGCUCUGGAUACCAGUUUAUCCAUGCAGCUGAUAUGCUCUACUGUGCUGAGAACCACGUCCGCAUGAUUAAGACAGGGGAGAGUGGGCUGACGGUGUUCAGACUGCUCACUAAGGAUAACCGCUGGAGGUGGGUCCAAGCCAACGCCAGACUGGUCUACAAGAACGGCAAGCCUGACUACAUCAUCGCCACCCAGAGGCCCCUGGUGGAGGAGGAGGGAGGAGAGCACCUGAGGAAGCGUUCCAUGCACCUCCCCUUCACCUUUGCCACGGGCGAGGCCCUUCUCUACCAGAGUAGCUACCCCAUCCACGGCCUCACCGACUCACUCCAGGCUAAAGGCAAGACCAAAUCCAAGAAGGGCAAGCUGGACAAGAACCUGUCGAAGGAUAACGGUGGAAUGGACCCCAGUUCCCUGCUCGGGGCGCUGAUGAGGCAGGAUGAGUCAGUGUACGUGUGCCAACCAGCCGUCGAGCCCAAGAUGUCCUUCCACAGUAGUCUGUUUAGUGAGGGAGGUGAGGGGAAAGGGCAGAGCAGUGGAUACUAUAGCGGUGGCCCUCUGGGUGGGGGUGUGGGAGAGAGCUGGAGCUCUGUGCCCAACGGGCUUACCACCAUCACCACUGGCCUCAACGGAGAGCCUCUGUCCAGCUUCGACCCGCUGCUCGCCACCCUGGACUCACUGUCUCUGGAGGGGGACGAGACAUGCUCUAACAGCGAGCUGUUCUCUGCUCUGGAGAACCUGGGUCUGAACGCAGAGGAUCUGGAGCUACUGCUGCUGGAUGAGAGGAUGAUCAGAGUGGAGAUGGAUCCGGACUACAUCCCCUCGCUCAACGACCUGCUCACCAACAACGAGAUCCUCGCCUACAUCCACGACUCGCUGGAGAACAAGACCGAGGAGGGCCAGGGUGGGGAUAGUCACGUGUCCAUACCACAAUCCUCAACCCAUCCCCCAGACCCUAUCCUUAAUUCUGCCCUUAUCCUUAACCCUCAUACCCAAGCCGCCCCCACUAUGCAUAUCUCUACCUUCCACCCCCAAGCUACUGACCCUCCUGCCCCUCAACCCAUGUUACCCCCUCACAGACUACCAAAACAGCCACCCAUAGUGCAGCUCUCCCAGCAGAUGCAGCAGCACCUCAACUUAGUAAAGCCCGUUCUGGCAAAAUACCCCUGGCCCCCGACACAAACAGACGUCCCCAAGCCAAGCCAGCCAGACACCCUGCAGCACACGAACUCACUAACCUUGGUCCAUAAUGGUCACUGGCUUCCCCAGCAGCAGCAUAUGCUUGCGGGGCUGGAUGACCACUGCCACAGCCUUCUCCCCCUGGCUAACAGUAAGACAUCCCAGCUGGGGCCUCACGGGGCCGGGCAGCUCAAACAACACCAGAACAACAUCCAUCUUCAGAGCCAGUGGCAGCAGCACAACCAGCACUUACAGGUCCAGCUUCAAUCUCCGUGUCAUUUCAAACAGCAGAAGGCUAGGAGCAGAAGCAGUGCCACUCUCAACGGGCUGCACCCUGAUCCCGAUUGGCAUAGUUCCAGCUACGACGACCAGUUGGGACUGACCGCUAAUGGAGCUAAUGGAGCCUGCACCGUCUCCUACCCCAACGGGCACGCGGACACCCUCACACACACUACAGAAGGAGAGGUCACUCACACGGAUUACGGUAUGGGUGAUUUGACUCCAGUGGGCAUGGUCAUGAACAGGGUUACGGUAGGGGGCAUAGGUCACUACCAGGGACAAGGAGGGGUGACCGCUAACCCCUCAGACCAUCUGGUGCAUCACAAACAACAUUCUCCACAGGUCCCAUCCACCUACUUCCCUCAGUACUCCACCACACAGAACUCUUUAGAUUACAUCCUGGGGCUGUCACAGCCUCAACUCACCAUGCCUACUCUGGACGCCUACGGCAUUUUGAAUAGCCCCGCUUCCCAGGAUGCCACUCUCUGCAAGAUGGAGAACGGCUGCAUCCUCAACGACACCAACGUGGCUUACACAGGGAGCUGUCUACUGCCCAAUGUGGACAGCCAGACGACCAGCGACAGUCUUCAGCCCGACGCCCUACAUACCCUGCCAGACCCACAGACUACUGGCUUCUACCUCUGAGAGGGGGUGUCAGGGCAAAGAGAGACCAUUGGACCAUUUUGUCAGGACAAGGGGGGGGCAUAAAAAAUAAAGAGAAGAGGAGAAACUAAAUAAGAAUUAAACUGAACUGUGGUUGU
Messenger RNA from Oncorhynchus keta (chum salmon), 3792 nucleotides. RefSeq names its product aryl hydrocarbon receptor. The record is from RefSeq and is a predicted model, not a curated record. Gene Ontology annotation, cellular component: aryl hydrocarbon receptor complex; nucleus. Gene Ontology annotation, biological process: regulation of transcription by RNA polymerase II. Gene Ontology annotation, molecular function: protein dimerization activity; transcription cis-regulatory region binding; nuclear receptor activity. The transcript has 13 exons. Lineage: Eukaryota; Metazoa; Chordata; Actinopteri; Salmoniformes; Salmonidae. Bases 611 to 3676 code for a protein of 1021 amino acids.